UGUUACAACUUCAUAAAUUUUGAAAUAUAUUCAUGUAUAAAACACUUAAUUGAUUUAUAUAAUAGCAUGGGAUUUGAUAAUAUGUCAAAAUUUGAGGUUAAGAAUCCAGAGUCACGAAAACGAACGAAAAAAAAAUGUAAAUCAAAAGGAAUUACAAAUAAAGCAAACAAUAAUGUUGAUAUCCCAGAAUAUGAUACUAAUCAAGUGAAUGAAGUAAAUGAACUAAACAUGAAAAAACAAAAGGAAAAGAAAAAAAUGUCAAAUACUAUCAAUGACAUUCAUAAAAAAAUAAUUAUGGAUAAUGAAGAAGAAAAUAACAAAGAAAAAAAUAAUUGGGAUGAAGAAGAAUCAAAUGAUGAAGCAACACCACCAAAGAAAAAAGCAAAUAUACAUGCAGGAAAUAGUUUAAAUGACAUAGAAGAAAUUCAUAAAAGUGAUAUAAAAGGUCCAAAACAACCUUCUAAAAGACAGAUGAAAAGAGAAAAAGCUGAGAAAAAAGUGAAUGAGAAAAGAAUGGCUAAUAAAAUGGAAGCGAUAAAGAAAGGACUUAAUUAUGUUUCAAAGUGGAAACAUGCACGGACUGAAUGGAAAUUUGAAAAAUUAAGACAAAUUUGGUUAAUUGACAAUUUGUUAGAUGAAACUUCUAUACCAGAUGACAUUUUUCCAACAGUUUUAGAAUAUUUCGAAGGUUGCAAGGGAAUGGCAAGAGAACAACUUUUAAAAAAGGGCAUGGAUGUUAUAAGGAAAGUAGAAGAAAAUGAAGAAAAUAAAAAUGAAGUAGAAUCUAUUGCUUAUCAAAGGGCAAGAAGGCUUUUACAAGCUUUACCUACUGAAACCUAAUUCAUUUGAAGUUGUACUUAAAGGCUGUCAACUAUUUGAUAUUUUUAUUGACAUUGAACAAUCUUUUUAUACAUUAGUAAACAUUGUUUUUUAUUUGUGAAACAAAAUGUAUCAAGUUUUUGUAAA
Molecule: messenger RNA, 966 nt
Organism: Eufriesea mexicana
Lineage: Eukaryota; Metazoa; Arthropoda; Insecta; Hymenoptera; Apidae
Exons: 4
Coding region: 67-840 (257 amino acids)
Source: RefSeq, a predicted model, not a curated record